AUGACGACAGCAACCGUCGCAGCGCAGCAGAGUGAGAACUUGGGACGGUAUCCCUGCAGCAGCAGCAGUAGUGGUGGCAGCGGCAACAGCGGCUACGCCACAACCACGGCCACCGGCACACCCAGCACGCAGCGGUUCACAAUGAACGACACUCAACAGCAGCAGCCGCAGCCGUUGCAUACGAUCGACCACAGCCCGCAACACCAGCAGCAACAGCAGAACACGAACGGUACCGGCAACAGCAGCAGCAGCGGUGGUCUCAGCAUAGCGGCCAACCUAGCCCUGCACGGUGGCGCCCCCUCCAACGGAAGCAACAGCAACGGCCCCGGCAACAGCAACAUCAACCACGGGAGCAGCAAACACCGCAGCGGCUCGCUGAACGAGGGCAAAAUGGAACACCACCAUCUGCGGGAGCAGCACCAUCAGUCCCAACAGCAACAGCAGUCGUCCUCCCAGCAGCAACAGCACCACCAUCAACAGUUACAGCAACAGCAUGCGCUACACAGCCGGCUCCGCGGCGUGUCGCCGACACCGUCCGAACAGCAGUACGCCCUCAAGUGGAACGACUUCCAGUCGUCGAUCCUGUCGUCCUUCCGGCAUUUGCGCGACGAGGAAGACUUUGUCGACGUGACGAUUGCCUGCGAAUCGCGAUCGUUCACGGCACACAAGGUUGUGCUGAGCGCCUGCAGUCCGUACUUUCGCAAGCUGCUGAAGGCGAACCCCUGCGAGCACCCGAUUGUCAUCCUGCGUGACGUGCGCUCGGAGGACAUAGAGAAUUUGCUUCGAUUUAUGUACAACGGUGAGGUACACAUCGGACAGGAUCAGUUAAGCGAUUUCCUCAAAACGGCCCAGCUGCUGCAGGUGCGCGGCCUGGCCGAUGGUACGACCGGCGGCAACCCGACCGGUGGCCGCACGUCGGCCAACUCGUCCAUGCUGAACUCCUCAUUAUCGACACCUGCCGUGCAGGAGCUGAAGGCAUCACCGACGUCCACCUCGUUACCGUGGGAGCUGCCGGACGAUACGAAUCCGGCACCGCCGCCCCAGAAGCGCACCAAGAGCUCGGAGCUGUACCGCAAGCAGCACGGUCUCAGCCCCGACGAUCCGAUCCCGCUCGAUCUGCUGCCGAUCGGGCAGCACCCGCUGACCCGGGAGCGCGACCGUUCGAAGGACAAGAGCAAGGACCACCACCAGCACCGGGGCUCGUCAGAGCACGACCUGCACCACCAUCACCACCACCACCACCAGCAGCAGCAGCAGCAGCAGCGCGAACGGGACCGAAGUCUGGAGCUCCGCGAGUCCCUGCUCGGGCAGGCGCUCGAAGGUGGACCGACCCUGACGGUCCCGUCGAAACAUCCCGAUCUGCUCUCGCUACAGACCGUGGCCAGCGGGGAGGAUUCGAACAGCAGCGACACGGCCGCCUCCGACCACGGUGAUGACAUCGAGGGUCUGAACGGCAACGUGGAACACACGCGGCCCUCGUUCCCGUUCCUCGGCCUGCAGGGCAUCCCCGGUCUGAUACCGGGCCCGUCCGGCAUGCAUGGCGACAAUUUCGAUGCGCGCCAACAUUGCGACGCGUUGAUCAAGGAGGAGAUCGACGACGCGCAGCGAAGCGACCUGUCCCCGUUGCGCACGUCUCCCGACAGGCGCAGUCGGGACCACGAGCGUGCCCCGAACGAUCUCGACUACGGCAGAUCGGGCCGCCAGCAGCAGCAGCAACAUCUACACCAUCGCCGUUUGGCGAAGCGAUUCAAACGCCACCAUUUCGAUCAUUCGCAGCACGCAGCUGCUGCGGCGGAAGCUGCUGCCCAGCGAUCGGGCGGGGUGGCAUUCCACGACGAGUCGGGUGACGAUCAUCGUGAUCGUGAGGCUGAGCGACGUGGCGCCGGGUUGUCGGCGCUCGACGACGCCCGGGAGGCUCUCGCCUUGCGGCGGCCAAUUACAAACCACACCGAAGUGCCAGCUCGGCGGAAGCCGACGUUCAGCGACAGUAGCAAGCUUGGGGGAAGCAACCACCACCACCACCACCACCGGUACGACGAGGACGAUCCCGAGGACGAAGACGGACGUCGUGGUCGAGGGGAACGGCGUGUUCCGGCACACGCCGCCGCCGGCACACACCGCCAUGGCGGCCACGGAGAGGAGGAAGAGGACGAUGACAAUAUGCGUGACGAGGAGGACGACGACGGGGAAGACGGGGCGGGUAGCGAGGAGAACGAGGUAGAUCUGAAGGUGGACGGCCGGUUGUCGGCCAUCGCCACCACGCUGGACAGUGAGUACCACAAGCGGAUGGCGGCGGCCGGCGUGCUGGCGGCGGCGGCUGCGGCCAGCGCCGUCAGCAGCAUGAACGGAGCGGCCGCCCUUGGCGACGCUGGCAGUGAGCAGGCGGCGGCCGACUUCUUCGCCGCCCACCACAAGGCCGGCACGCACGAGCUGGCCUUCAAGCAGCACUUCCUCAACGAGAAGGUGCGCCUGCAGGCCCUGCUCCAGCGGCAGGCCCAGCAGCACCAGCAUCACCACCACCAGAAGCUGGCCGGGUUUCUCCUCUCGACGGCCAGCACCCCUCCGACGCCCACUCUGACGCCCACCAGCGUGUUGAAUCUCGGUCAGGCGAGCGGCUCUGAUCAGCGUGGCGGCUCGCAAUCGCCGGCGGCCAGCGGCUGUCGGCCAUCGGCGGCUACGGCGGCCGCUAGUGGGGUCGGUAAUGCAUCGACCGGCGGCUAUGACUCGGGUGCUGGUGGAAACAGCAACGGUAGCGGCAAUAGUAAGCAGCAACCGAGCGCCUCAUCCGUGGCGGCCGUUGCAGCUGCAGCCGCCGCCGCCGAUCGCCUUUUUGCCGCCGCUUAUAGCAGUGGCGGCGGAGGUGGUGGUGGUGGCGGAAGCAGUGGUAGCUCCAGCACGAGCGGCAAUGGCACCGGAAGUGGCCAGGGCACGGGCCAGGUGUAUCUGCUGCCCUGUCCCCUGUGCGAGGUCCCACUAGAGCCGCGCGUUUUCCGACAACACCUGGACCGCCACUACCCUCGGGACAGUCCCGUGUGUCCAGUGAUCCAAUGUGGAAGGCGCUUCGCGCAUCCGAACUCGGUGCGCAAUCACAUGCGCCUGAAACACACGAAUCAGUGGGCCCAGAUGAAGGCGAUGCGCUCCUCCGGUGGCCCCUUCACAGGCAUUCCGUGA
This is a messenger RNA of Anopheles bellator, 3171 nucleotides long. RefSeq lists its product as uncharacterized. The record is from RefSeq and is a predicted model, not a curated record. Bases 1 to 3171 code for a protein of 1056 amino acids. The transcript has 7 exons. NCBI's taxonomy places the organism in Eukaryota, Metazoa, Arthropoda, Insecta, Diptera, Culicidae. Gene Ontology annotation, molecular function: protein binding. Gene Ontology annotation, cellular component: nucleus. Gene Ontology annotation, biological process: regulation of transcription by RNA polymerase II.